AUGGAGCAGGUAAAGAUCCCUGCUAAACAUGUGCAACAAGCGUCCUUACUGGCGGAGGCUCAAGCCGAACCGCUCAUGUGGAGACCUUUCUCGACUCUGAAAUGUGAAAAAGAUCUCGAGUGUUCACGUCGACUACUGAACAACAACACGCUACUAUUUAAGCUGGUGCGGUGGUUCAAUUUCCGCGUCGAACACGACCAAUGCAAAGUGCAGCUCGCCACGAGCCAAUUCCAGACUGUAGUGACCAAUUCGUUCAAGACGUUGGAGAUGCUCUUUAGCGAUGCGUUGCUGUACUUGGAGCCGGACCAGACCGCCAUCUUCAUGCAGAUGAAAGAGGCCUUCCGCUUGGCAGACAAGGACUGUAGCGGCGAGAUCGACGCGGACGAAGUGGCAGAUAUGCUGGAGACCAUCGUCGCCCAGUCUGGCACGGUCAAGCAAGGCGAGAUCCACAAAUACGUCGAGGAAUUCAUGCGUGUGGUGGACAAGGAUAACAGUGGCUUGGUGUCGAUCGAAGAGUUCGUCGAGGCGCUGGAGAACGGCCUUAAGCUCGAGGUGGAGGUGUACGCGCAACGUAAAUCCAAGGCCUCGGCUCUGGUAGCCAGAGGGAGCAUUCCAAACUUCCACCUUUGGAUGUGCAGGAAGCGAAUGUCAACAAUUCUCGAGCCGCGAUGCCUCUCGUUGGCUGCGUCAUCGGCUCCUGUCAAGUGUCGCGAGCACGACGUUCUAAAUGUGAAGGAAUUCUCCAGUAGCGACAUUGCGGCGCAGAUGAAGACUGCGUACGUGGAAUGGCAGCUGGAAGAACGUCGCUACGAGAAGGUGUCAAUGGAGGAGCUCCUACUUCUCAACUGUCUCGUUAGUGGGGCGGGGGGUAUUGCCAAGAGUCUCACAGAGAUGGCAGAGAUCGUCGUAACCUCCUAA
This is a messenger RNA of Phytophthora infestans T30-4, 918 nucleotides long. RefSeq lists its product as uncharacterized. The transcript has 4 exons. NCBI's taxonomy places the organism in Eukaryota, Oomycota, Peronosporomycetes, Peronosporales, Peronosporaceae. The record is from RefSeq and is a predicted model, not a curated record. Gene Ontology annotation, molecular function: calcium ion binding. The coding region runs from base 1 to 918 and encodes 305 amino acids.